This is a messenger RNA of Protopolystoma xenopodis, 378 nucleotides long. Lineage: Eukaryota; Metazoa; Platyhelminthes; Monogenea; Polystomatidea; Polystomatidae. The record is from the annotation of a GenBank genome assembly.
AUGGCCGCCGGCCUCAGAUGCGUAGACAAGUUCCGUGCUCAUACUUCUUCCGAUCACGAUAUGGUCGUUAUGGGACAGGCGUGCAAGCUUUGUGACGACCCACUCAAAUCUCUGGAGAUCAAUCAGGGAUCUCUUCUCGUUCCUUGGUUUGGAGAUAAAGGAUUGAUGAUCGACAGAUACGAUUGCCGAGGCUACCUAGCUGAUAUUAGCGUCUACGACACAGAUCACGUACUCAGACGUGCGCCAUCUCUUUCUAUCGAAGAACAAGAUAUAGAAAAGCUAUGCGAUUAUGAGCGAUAUCUUGAACUUCGCGAGGACCUUCCAGAAAACGUUUCAGAGGAGGGUGAGUAUGUGGCUCAUAAGGCGCUUUCCGCUUGA